GAAGUAGAAAGAGCAUCCAAGCUUUUCAAGACCGUUGGUCUGGGCAAGAAAAUAGCCCGAGUCGAAUCAUUCGAGGAUGACAUCGUAUACUCCGGUACUACUCACGCAGAAUUCGCUCGUGAAUUGACUGGAAGAACGAUAGAUAAUGUCGGACGUUACGGAAAAGUUUUCUAUCUCGAAUUGAGCGGUGAAGGUCGAAUGCCCGUCAUGCACUUUGGCAUGACAGGAAUGCUGCAGGUCAAAGGACAAAUGGCGACAUAUUAUAGAGAAACACCAAGGACGGCUUCGACAGACUGGCCUCCCCGUUUCGUCAAAUUCAUACUACACCUAGAAACCGUGUCUGAUGCCAGUCCGACAGAUGUCAUAGAGCUAGCUUUCCUAGAUGCUCGUAGGCUGGGUCGAAUCCGUCUAUGUUCCUCGCCAACAAAAGAACCGCCAAUCUCUGAGCUGGGAUUCGACCCAAUUCUGUCUAUGCCACCCCUGGAAGAAUUCCUCAGGCUUGUUGUGAAACGAUCUUGCCCAAUCAAAGCGCUGCUUCUGGACCAAUCCUUUAGCGCCGGCGUUGGUAACUGGGUAGCUGAUGAGAUACUUUAUCAUUCUCACGUCCACCCAGAGCAAAGGUGCAACACCUUGACGAAGGAGCAAGUGAUGGCACUGCGUGAAAAGAUGUCUUAUGUUUGUGAAACAGCAGUCGAAGCGAACGCAGAUGACACAAAAUUUCCUGAUAAUUGGCUUUUUAAACAUCGUUGGGGUAAAGGCAAGAAAGUUUCUCAUAAUUUGGCACUGGUAGGCCUAGAACUCCUAUGUUGCAAAUACAAUCAUCCGUCUGGUGAACCUGCCACAAUCAAAUGGAUAACGGUAGGUGGUCGCACUUCCGCAUUUGUGCUUGAACUUCAGAAUGUUCCUUCUGGACUUGCGACAAGCAGGAAGAGAGCCCAAAGACGGGAAAAAGUUCGUGCAUGCCCUUGCGUCACUUGUGAUGUGUUCACCUUUUUAUCUAUCCAGAAAACGAAGGUGGAGGAUGACAGCGACUUGCCCCCCUUAACAGAAUCAGAGUCUGAAGAGCCUCCAACGAAACGUUUGGUAUGCUAUAUUCGUCGUAAUGUGAAUGAUGCUAACACCGUCUUAUUAGACUCGAUCUCGUAA
Desarmillaria tabescens is the source of this 1146-nucleotide messenger RNA. Its product is annotated as AtMMH-1. The record is from RefSeq and is a predicted model, not a curated record. Gene Ontology annotation, molecular function: DNA N-glycosylase activity; damaged DNA binding; zinc ion binding. The annotation marks the transcript as partial. Gene Ontology annotation, biological process: base-excision repair. NCBI's taxonomy places the organism in Eukaryota, Fungi, Basidiomycota, Agaricomycetes, Agaricales, Physalacriaceae. The transcript has 8 exons. Gene Ontology annotation, cellular component: nucleus.